Messenger RNA from Lottia gigantea (owl limpet), 654 nucleotides. RefSeq lists its product as hypothetical. NCBI's taxonomy places the organism in Eukaryota, Metazoa, Mollusca, Gastropoda, Lottiidae. The record is from RefSeq and is a predicted model, not a curated record. Bases 1 to 654 code for a protein of 217 amino acids. Gene Ontology annotation, cellular component: protein phosphatase type 1 complex. Gene Ontology annotation, molecular function: glycogen binding; protein phosphatase 1 binding. Gene Ontology annotation, biological process: regulation of glycogen biosynthetic process. The transcript is spliced from 2 exons.
AUGUCUAUUAAUUGGGGUAUCCGAGAUUUUCCAAUGCUGGAUAUGGUACGAACCCAGGCUUGUCGCACCGACAGAAGAAUGCCUGUAGACUUCACAUCUUAUCUGCUGGCUGCCAGUCCCCCCACCCCAUCAACAGGAUUUGAACUUCUCAGUUACGCUUUUAACAAAUCCUCUCCCUUCACAAAUGAUCGGCUGUUUGAUUUGAAUCACAACACCAACAGUAACAAUAACGCUAACCUGAACGCUAGGAGAAAUGGACCUCUUAAGUCAAUUAUUAUCAAAUCAGACAAUGAUAGCAGUGAAAACAGUGAGACGUCAGAGGAGUCCGAAACGUCCUCGACCCCUAUCUCUCCCGUAUCACCUGGGCGUGUUCGUAAACAAGUAUCGUUCGCAGAUCAUAAAGGCAUGGCGUUGGCGCAAGUGCGAUUUCUUACAGAACCGUCAGAUAUGCCACCAAGGUUAAACCCGCAGUUGUUGGUGUCGUUAACGCAUGGUGCGACCGCAGGUGUUACGGACGAUCCGCCCUUGAAGUUAUGUUUCACGCAGCCAGCCUCAGACUAUUUGGAGUUCCGUGAAAGAUUGGAAAAGGAAUGUGUCUCGCUUGAAAAUGUCAUUCUGAAAAACUAUUCAGUCGCCUUGUCAGAUACAGUUUAG